UCCCCUUCCACCUCAGGCGGCGCGAGCCCGGCCGCGGCCGUUCCCCGGCGCCGCGGACCGUUAGAGCCGAGCCGCCCGCCGCGGACCGUUGGGGCUGCGGCCGGACCGCGUCCCUCACGGCCCCGCCGCCGCCGCAGCGAGCGUCCCGCCGGCCGCCCACACCACCUGCCCUGCCCUGCGAGGAGCCGCCGUGCCCCUGCCCUGGGGAGAGGAAACUGAUAAUUAAAAGAAGCCAGCUUGGUAGAAUUUCAGACAUGGCAAUGGAAUCUGCUAUAAUCAAUUCAGUCCCUACCACUGCGUCUCGUUUUGCCUUACUACAACUGGAAAGUGAUACUGAUUCGGAGCCUGGAAAAGGCAGAAGUGGCCGAUGUGCUGGUAAAUCUCUAGCUUCAGGGAGUAGAUCUACAAAUGUGAAGAAAAGAGAGAAAAGGAGAAAAAAGAGAGAACAGCUGCAGAGUGAGGCCAAUGAGCUCAGAAACCUUGCUUUUAAAAAGAUUCCUCAGAAAUCUUCCCAUGGAGGCAGUCUAUCUCAGCAAGAACAAAAACUGCGUACUACGAUGCAGAAGGACUCUCAGGAAGAAAACUGGCAAGAGUGGAGACAAAGAGAUGAGCAGCUGACAUCUGAAAUGUUUGAAGCUGAUCUUGAAAAAGCAUUGCUGCUGAGCAAACUGGAGUAUGAAGAGCACAAAAAGGAAUAUGAAAACAAUGAAUGUACUUCACCUCAGUCAAAGUCUGUGAAUAAGAAAGAGAAAAGAAAGAACCAGCAAGGAAAAGACAAACCUCUCACUGUGUCCCUGAAAGAUUUUCAGUCAGACAGUAAUAUAGAUAACCUUGCUAAAAAACAUGAGGAGCUGAGCUCUUCCCAGACUUCACUGAAUGAUGGGAGAUUUUUCAGCAGGCUAGAAGAUGAUGUUCACAAAAUACUUAAAAGAGAAAAAAUGAGAGACCAGCUUGCUGACUGCAAUGAAACAGAUAACUGUACAUCUCAUGAGCAGAACCAGGAAAGCGUUAUGAAAGAUGGAAGAACAGAACAAUUAAAGCUUGAGCUUGAAAAGAAAGAUGCAGAAAUUCAGCAACUUAAAAAUAUAAUAACUCAGUGGGAGGCAAAGUAUAAAGAAGUAAAAGCAAGAAAUGCACAACUUCUGAAUAUGCUUCAAGAAGGUGAAAUGAAAGACAAAGCAGAAAUACUCCUACAGGUUAAUGAAUCACAAAUUAUUAAAAAUGAAUUGACCUUACAGGUAACUACGCUUCAUGCUGCAUUAGAGCAAGAAAGGUCCAAAGUGAAACUACUGCAGGCAGAAUUAACAAAAUACCAGAGUUGGAAAAGAGGUAAAAGGCACUUAGAAUCUGACCAGUGCAGGUGAUCGUCUUUGCUACUAGAUUCAAUGUAAAAAAAACAUCAAAUCUUUCUUCAGGGUUUUGCAGAAAUUUCUAUAUUUGUUGUACAACUGCUUAACUAUGCAGUUUUUGAAGAGAAAUUAACAGUUACUAGUCUGAUUAACAUUCUGAAUAAUUGAUUUGUUGCACUUAAAAGAAAAAUAAGAAAACAAGUAUUCUGGCAAAGCUCAAACUUUAAUUGUAAUGCCAUUAGUUUUUUAUCAUUCAAUAAAACUUACUCUUCCA
Oxyura jamaicensis (ruddy duck) is the source of this 1623-nucleotide messenger RNA. It is a transcript of the gene GKAP1, whose product is annotated as G kinase anchoring protein 1. The transcript has 13 exons. NCBI's taxonomy places the organism in Eukaryota, Metazoa, Chordata, Aves, Anseriformes, Anatidae. Gene Ontology annotation, cellular component: Golgi apparatus. The coding region runs from base 255 to 1364 and encodes 369 amino acids. Gene Ontology annotation, biological process: signal transduction. The record is from RefSeq and is a predicted model, not a curated record.